Molecule: messenger RNA, 718 nt
Organism: Lycium barbarum (goji berry)
Lineage: Eukaryota; Viridiplantae; Streptophyta; Magnoliopsida; Solanales; Solanaceae
Product: putative glycine-rich cell wall structural protein 1
Exons: 3
Coding region: 49-624 (191 amino acids)
Source: RefSeq, a predicted model, not a curated record
GCUCUUCUUUGAGGUCACUUCAGCUCAAAACACAUACGAGAACAGCCAAUGUUAACAGCAAAUAUGAAGAUGACUAGCAGGUUGGUUCUUUUGUUUGUUGUGUGUGUUUUCGUGCAAGCCACAUAUGCAAGGAAGCUUCUUCAGUUUCCGUCCGGUGACAUCCCCAGCUUCGGCGGAAUUGACCAAAUUAUAGGAGGUAUCGCUGGCGGUGGAGGCGGCGGCGGCGGAGGAGGAGGAGGAGGUAAGGACGGCGGGAGUGGUUUUGGAAUUGGAGGGGGUAGUGGAUUAGGCAGCGAUGGAGGUGGUGGCGGUGGCGGCGGCGGCGGUGGAGGAGGAGGAGGAGGAAAGGACAGCGGGAGUGGUUUUGGAAUUGGAGUGGGUAGUGGAGCAGGCAACGAUGGAGGUGGUGGUGGCGGCGGCGGCGGAGGAGGAGGAGGAGGAGGUAUGAAUGGUGGAUAUGGUGGAGGAUUUGGUAGUGGAUCAGGUAGCAAUGGAGGUGGUGGUGGCGGCGGAGGUGGCGGUGGUGGAGGAGGUGAAGACGGCGGAAGUGGUUUUGGUGUCGGAGCUGGUGAAGGCCAUGGAGAUGAUGGCGCGGCUAUUGAUCCUAUUGAAAUUUUCCCUUGAAGUUUCAGUAAGGUCCUUAUACGACUUUGGUGAUCAACUAUUUUCAUCGGAUUUUUCUCAAUAGUUUAGAGUUAGAAUAAGGAAAUAAAGGCAA